AUGGCAGGCUCCACGCCCUGGUUUUCGCUGCUGCUGCUGCAGCUGGCGGCGUCCGCGGGGCCGGCGACGGCACAAUGGCCUUGGCCCCAGUACAUCCAGACCACCGAGCAGCGGUACGCCGUCUUCCCGAAGGACUUCAGCUUCCAGUACCACGCCGGCUCCGCCACGCAGCCGGGCUGCUCGGUCCUCGACCAGGCCUUCCAGCGCUACCGUCGCCUGCUCUUCAGCACCACGGCGGCCACCUUCCGGAACCGCACAGGAAACCAGAAGAUGGCAGCGAAGAACUCAUUGACUUUGUUUGUGACCAAGCCUGGGUGUGACCAGUACCCUACUUUGGAAUCGGUGGAGAAUUACACCCUGACCAUCAAUGAAGAGCAGUGUUUCCUCCUCUCUGAGACUGUCUGGGGAGCUCUCCGAGGGUUGGAGACUUUUAGCCAGCUCAUUUGGAGGUCUGCUGAUGGCACGCUCUUCAUCAACAAGACAGACAUUGUGGACUUUCCCCGCUUCCCUCACCGGGGCGUGCUGUUGGACACGUCUCGCCAUUACCUGCCCCUGUCUACCAUCCUGGAUACUCUGGAAGUCAUGGCGUACAACAAAUUCAAUGUGUUCCACUGGCACGUGGUAGACGACUCCUCCUUUCCCUAUGAGAGCAUCACUUUCCCUGAGCUCUCCAGAAAGGGUGCCUACAACCCUGCCACCCAUAUCUACACAGUGCAGGACGUGAAAGAGGUGAUUGAGUACGCUCGGCUCCGGGGCAUCCGUGUGGUGCCAGAGUUUGACACUCCCGGCCACACUCUGUCCUGGGGAGCAGGUGCCCCUGGAUUGUUGACACCCUGCUACUCCGGCCGCAAACCAUCUGGUGUCUUUGGCCCUGUGAACCCCAUUCUCAACAGUACCUAUGAGUUCAUGAGUGCAUUCUUCUUGGAGAUCAGCAGUGUCUUCCAGGACUUUUACAUUCACCUGGGAGGCGAUGAGGUUGAUUUCUCCUGCUGGAAGUCCAAUCCGGAUGUCCAGGCCUUCAUGGUGAAGAAAGGCUUUGAAAGCUACCAGCAGCUGGAGUCCUACUACAUCCGGAUGCUGCUGAAUAUCGUCUCUGCCUAUAGCAGGGGCUACAUGGUGUGGCAAGAGGUGUUUGAUAAUAAAGUGAAGGUCCAGUCCGACACCAUCAUACACGUCUGGCGAGAAAAGUCACCAGUAAAUUAUUCGCAGGAGAUGGAACAGGUCACCCGAGCUGGCUUCCGCGCCCUGCUCUCUGCCCCCUGGUACCUGAAUCACAUAGAAUACGGCCCUGACUGGAAGGAGGCCUACCUGGUGGAGCCCCUGGCAUUUGACGGAAGCUCUAAGCAGAAGGCCCUGGUGAUGGGCGGAGAGGCCUGCAUGUGGGGCGAGUACGUGGACAGCACCAACCUGGCCCCCAGGCUCUGGCCCAGAGCAGGGGCCGUUGCUGAGAGGCUGUGGAGCGACAGUGGCGUGAUAGACUUGGAAUUUGCCUUUAAGCGUUUGACAAACUUCCGCUGUGAGCUGGUGAGGCGGGGGGUCGCGGCCCAGCCCCUCGAUGUAGGCUACUGUGAACAGGAGUUUGAACAGACUUGAGCAAGCAACCCAGGCACCAAGGAGGGUGCCGGCCUGAGGAAAAUGGCCGUAGGGCCAGGCUGGCCAGGCUUUCACGACAUCCGGCUGGGGAACGGAGCCCCAUGCCCGCGUGCCCCUGGGCUUGGAGAGGAGGGGGCUGAUGCUGGUGCUGGCACCCAAUAAAGCAUGAAGUGGCAUUCUUCUAUCAUGA
Molecule: messenger RNA, 1783 nt
Organism: Echinops telfairi (small Madagascar hedgehog)
Lineage: Eukaryota; Metazoa; Chordata; Mammalia; Afrosoricida; Tenrecidae
Gene: HEXA
Product: hexosaminidase subunit alpha
Exons: 14
Coding region: 1-1593 (530 amino acids)
Biological process (GO): ganglioside catabolic process; glycosaminoglycan metabolic process; carbohydrate metabolic process
Cellular component (GO): membrane
Molecular function (GO): beta-N-acetylhexosaminidase activity
Source: RefSeq, a predicted model, not a curated record